UGGGCUCUGUCGUUUCUCCAGACCUUGCAGACUUCUCAGUUCCUGGCGGUUGCCGACGAGGACGGGUACGUUGGCCUCUACGACACCCGCCGGCGUCUCCCGUCCAGCUCGUCAUCUGCUCUUCCCGCAUCUGAAACGAAGAUGUCUGAUUGGGUUGCUCACAACAAUGCCAUCUUUGAUGUGUGCUGGAUCAAGGAUGGAUUCCAAAUACUGACUGCAUCGGGCGAUCAAACUGUGAAGAUAUGGAGUGUGGAAACUAAGAAAUGCAUUGGUGUCUUGUCAGGACACACUGGAAGUGUAAAGUUACUAUCAUGCCAAUCUUCGAAUCCUGAGCUUAUUGUUUCUGGUUCGAGGGACGGUUCAUUUGCUCUUUGGGAUUUAAGAUGUGACCCUAAAUCUCCAAAUAGCCAUGGUGAAGCAUGCCUUAUGUCUUCUGCUGUUGUCAAAGAAGCCCAUAGUCCCAUCCAAAGGAGCCGAACAAGGUCUCGAGCAAAGUUACCCAAUUUCAUAGUUAAAUUGCUUCUAAUUGUUGUGAAAAUCUGGGAUACACGGAACCUCAAAGUGCCUGUAUCCAACAAAAAUUGUCAAGCAGGAGCGCAGCCUUUGGAAGGGGUGAAACAUGGCAUAUCUUGCCUAUCUCAGAACUGGUACGGUGCAUAUAUUGCUGCAUCAUGUAUGGAUAACAGUGUUCUCAAUGUGGACAAGGGCCCAAUAAAGGUUUACCCUAGCAGCAAAAUCGACUCUUUCUUUGUCAAGUCUGCUAUUAGUCCUGACGGAACUCAUAUUCUUGGCGGCUCGAGUGAUGGCAAUGUAUACCUGUGGCAGGUGGAUCAACCUGAAACUGGCCAUGUAGUUUUAGGAGGACAUGAAGGUGAAGCUACUUCAGUUGACUGGUGUGUAUCAGAGGUUGGAAAGAUAGCAACAUCUUCUGAUGAUUCCACGGUUCGUGUAUGGAGUACCAAGAAAAUAGAAUGCACCAACGUAAGCUCACCAACAGUAAUCCGUAAGCAGAUAACUGCGCCUAACACCGAGUACCGAAGAUCUGCUACCCAUGAGCGAGCUACUACUUCAGGAGAUGCGGUUGCCUGCACCAGUGCCGAUGGUGAAUUGCCAAGUGGUUGCCACUCUCCCCUUCAACCCAGAGUACUGGACUUCGGCACUCCAGAAACUUCAAAGAAGAGAGCGUUUGCAUUGUUUCAGGAGGAGGGCCAUGAUGCGAGGAAGGGCCCGGAAACUCAAAUGAACAGCCCCUCUUCAGUUCUAAGCCCGCCUCCUUCGCUGAAAAGGCGAACAAUUCGGGACUACUUUGCCAGUAAUGCAUCUUGAAUCUUGACACCUUCUGACAACUAGUCGGUCUCAAGAACUCUUAGAUGCCUUGAGGACCGGGGCUUUCUUA
This is a messenger RNA of Phragmites australis (common reed), 1396 nucleotides long. RefSeq lists its product as uncharacterized. Gene Ontology annotation, biological process: proteasome-mediated ubiquitin-dependent protein catabolic process. Gene Ontology annotation, molecular function: protein binding; protein-macromolecule adaptor activity. The record is from RefSeq and is a predicted model, not a curated record. Lineage: Eukaryota; Viridiplantae; Streptophyta; Magnoliopsida; Poales; Poaceae. Gene Ontology annotation, cellular component: nucleus. The annotation marks the transcript as partial. The transcript is spliced from 14 exons.